Molecule: messenger RNA, 8508 nt
Organism: Oncorhynchus masou masou (cherry salmon)
Lineage: Eukaryota; Metazoa; Chordata; Actinopteri; Salmoniformes; Salmonidae
Product: microtubule-associated protein 2-like
Biological process (GO): neuron projection development; microtubule cytoskeleton organization
Cellular component (GO): neuron projection
Molecular function (GO): microtubule binding
Source: RefSeq, a predicted model, not a curated record
AGACCGACAUCUCUUUGCAUUGUCACUAGGGCUCAAGGCACAGUGCGCAAGGGAUUUAUUUAUACGGUUCAUUUGCCACGAACAGGACUCCAAGCCUCCUCCCUUACCCAAAUCAUUGCAGACAAAAUCGCAGAAAGAUAGCUGCCCCAUCUCGCCAGGUGUAACCAGGAGGUUUUCCUCAUCUGUCCUCUGAUUCCUACCAUUGUGUUCAGAAGUGGUUAAGUCCAUCAGCAACUCAUCAGUGUCUAGUUGUCAUGGCAGACAGUCGGCAGCCCGAGGACAACAGCUCCUCUCACUGGGCCCCUCCCACUAACGGAGCCCAGGACCAGUCAGCUGCCCUCGCUGGCCACGGAGAGAACGGCUUCUCCUCUUACAGAGAGAACGGCUAUCACGGAGGACACGCUGCCACAGCAGAGCAAGUGUCAGCCCGUAUAGUUGAGAAGGUGACAGCAGAAGCGGUGGCAGUGCUCAAGCAGCAGCAGGACAAGCAGGACUCUACUAGGAGACUGUCCUCAGUGGAGGACUCUGCCAACCUGCCACCCUCCCCUCCCCCCUCUCCGUCGGCAGAGCAGAUCGGACCCAUGGAGCAAAACCUGCCGGUGAACCCAGAGAAGCCUCGUUCCGACAAUCCUGCCAUGGCAGAGGAGCAUCCACAGGGGGCACCCCCUCCGCAGAGCCCGGUGGCCCCCACCACAGAGAGGGAAACACCUGAGGGAGCAGAGAGCACUGUGUCCAUCGCUGAGUUCUCCACUGGUUCCCCCAAAAACAAAUCUCUAACAGAUCCUACGCCCACAGAACCCGAGAAACCGGUUCAGCCUUUAGUGGAACCAGAAAAGGGGCAAGGGACUGGAAGUACCACUGGUGUGGUUCCUAAGAUAGAAUACCUUCCGGAGCCCAAGACCACCGCUGAGAAACAGCCCUCGGUUGAAGAGCUCGACUCAGUUCCUCUUUCAGUUGUAUAUGAGCCCCUGAAAGAUUACAUUGAGGAAGAGGAGGAAAAUGAUGCUUAUGUUACACCCAGUAAGUCAGCAAACCUUGAGAGCGUUCGUGAGGAGAAACAGAUCAAAUCAGAGACAACGGAGAAAAGAAUGUUGAGUCUCGGACAAUCGACCGCCAGGCCAUUGUCAUUUGAGACUGAGAAGAUUGAAGAGACUCCUCAAAGUAAUGUCAGCGAUGGAGAAAACCCAAAGCAGGAAGCACACAUAUCUGCUGCAGAUAGUCUAAAAGACAAGCAGAGUUCGGAGGAUAAGACUGGAGUUGCUUCAAAAGAUGAGUCAGGUAUGACGGCAUACUUUGAGACCUCUACACAAAGGGAUACUGAAGAAUCAGGAGAACGUGGUGAGGGUUACUAUGAGCUCAGUGCUGUCAGCCAGAAGAAGCCCUCAGAUGAGGUUCUGGAGGCCGAUUCAAACAUUAAAAUAAGUGAUUCAGCACCAGAACAGACAAUAUCCAGCAUAACGUUGAUGAGUGACAGUGCCAUGGACAAGCUAGAGGAUCUCCCUAAGAGGAAGGAUGUGUGUACUAGACUGUCACCUGGCAAAUUGUCAUUGGAACACAGAAGUCUUUCUCUUAAUUUUGCUAUUGGCUCAAUGGGUCAAGCAGGAGAGCAAAACCAAUCGAAGCUCUCAUCUCUUACAGAGGUCUCUUCCGGAAGCCUGGAUGAAACCACAGGCUACCUUCCUGUAACCACCCCAUUAGUAACAUUAGAGAGACAGUUGCUUCCUGUGACUCCAGAGAUAGCUCUCCCAGUCCCUACCACUGAAACCUCCACUGAUCUACCUGAAGACACCACCUCUAAGACAAUGUGUUCUCCUGAGUUGUCACUCUCACCCAUGAAGCAACACUACACCCAUUUGAAUGACCCAUCCAACGACCUUCCUGAGAUGCUGGACCUAGCCGGUGUUAAGCCCAAACCCACCCUGGAGAAGAGGGAGCUGGACCAGCAUAAUAGAAGGAGGUCUGUCCCUGCCUGUCCAUCUGCUGCUCUGGUGGGCAGUUCUCUGGCCAAGCUGGUGCUGGGGAACCAGCAGACGCCCAGGGUGGUGGGUGGAGAGGAGAGCCAGCAGGAGGAGCGUGGUUACUGCGUGUUUAGUGAGUACUCUGGUCCCAUGCCCUCGCCUGCCGAUCUGCACAGCCCAGUGGGCUCCCCACACCAACGGUUCCCCACAGUGACUGAAGGGGACAGUGACGAGGAACUGGGAGCCAUUGCGGAAGAGGGCGAGCAAAAGCUGGCACCACAUAAAAUAAACCAGGCAGAGGAAUCGGUUGGAGGAACGGUUAAGUCAACUUUGGUGCUUGAAAGAGCUGUCACGGCAGGUGUCAAACCGGAUCGUCUGAGGAUCCCUGUGGCUCCAUCCAAAGACAAACUGACAGAGUUCCGGCUGGAGAGCGGUCUUCCCGGGGACAUCAAAACCCAAGCCAUUCCUGAGGUAGAGUUGGAGCAGGACCUCUCCAGAGAAGCGUCCCCCAUCCCACCAGACUUCGCAUUUACUUUUGGCACUGAGGUGAAGGACACCAAGCUUUUUGCGACCCCUGAGUCUCCAGCAAAAAAUGUUGCUGCUGUGGAAGGAACCAAAGUUGAGGAAGUCACAGCUGAAGUCAAAGUAGAGGUGGCGUCAGCAAGGAUUGGGAAGAGUCAGAAGACUGGUCUUAAAAAGCCAGAGAUGGAGAAAGUGGAGGAGACCUCAGACCCAGACCAUCAGAAUGCUGUUGAAGACUUACAGCCAAAGGAUGUUAGAGGACUGGAGAGAGAAAAGAAAAAAGAACCCAUGACAUCAUCACCUGAAUCAUUAGUGGAGAUCAUCAAUGCGCAGGACAAGAAGCGUGAAAGUGAACCAGAGAUGUCAACAUUACCAGCGGAGGCUGUCGUUCCAAAAGAAGAGGCCAAGACCAAAGUUGAAGAAACAUCACCAACACCCUUUAACGUGAGCACUGCAGACGUGGAGGAAGCCACAGAGCAACUAGAAGAGAAAAGUCCAGAGAAAAGUGUUUCUGGAAGUUCUCCAGUUAUAGUCAUACCUCAGGCACAAGUUGAGGAAGAGGAGGAGGAAGACGAUAUAGAAGUAGCUGAGGAAGUCUUGGAGGAAGUUGAAGGCCCUCCUGUGCUCCUCAAGGAGAAAGAGCAAGAGAGUCACCCUAUGGAGAAGCAGGAGGAGGUGGCAGAAGAGGUGAGGGUGGUGGGUGGGGCGGAGGAGGUGAUGGUUGAAAAUCCUAAAGAUUUGGAGUCUGCUGUUGCUGGGGUUGACGAAUCAUGUGAUGCGACUGCCCCAACCAUUGAUGAAGGGGAUUAUGCCGAUCGCAUCUCUCAUCUAUCUGCCUGCUCUGGAAACGACCAGCCACAAACCCUCGAUGGAAAGGAGGCAGAGAAAGAGAAGAAUAAAGUGGAGGAUAAAGAAGGGGUGGUGCUGCAGGAAGAGGAGGAGUCCGCUGAAGUGGGGCAGGAAGUUGAGAUGAAGGCUUCCAGUCGCGAGGAGACAGAGACCCCAGACGUACUGCGGAGCCAGACCAGCGAGACCACCGCUCUCGACGAGACCACCAUGGACGUCUCCAUGUUAGACAGCGAGAGUGGCUGGGUGGACUCACAAGAUGAUGACAGAAGCGUAAUGACAGAGCAGAUUGAAGCUCUGCCCAAAACACAGAGUCCUGUCAAGACUGCCCUGGUAGAGAGACCCUCUAAUAAACGCCCCCCCGGCAGAGGACAGGGGCGCGCCUCCACCCCCGAGCGCAAACUCAACCGCAGAGAGCCCGUCAGUCGUCGUCCAAAGGAGGAAGAGAAGAAGAAAAAAGCGGGGACGAAGAGAACUGAACAGUGUAAGGUAUCAGUCCUCCAGUGUCGCUCUCCCACUCGGAGGAUUGUAGUCAAAGCUGCUACGUUCAGACAAGCUAGACCUGCUUCGCACCACGGCUCUGCUAGACGCAAGCCACCAGCCGUGGAGGACCAGCAGCCUCUUAAUGUGACCCACCAAUCCCGGGAAAGGACCUCUGAGGGUACCUACCGGACUCCAGAAAAGAGGUCCUCUCUGCCCAGGCCUGCCUCCUCCCUGCCCCGCCGUGCCCCCCCAGCAGAGCACGACAACACCAGCCCUGCCCCCCGCAGGCCCACCUCAAUUCAAACUGAGCCCAGAGGGGAGCACAGGUCUGGGAGGUCCCCUAGUAUCGCAGUCGGCACCAAUUCGUCGGCCCGUUCCCGUUCGGCCCGGAGCGGAGCCUCCACGCCCCACACCCCCGGCUCCACAGCGGUCACCCCAGGAACACCACCCAGCUACUCCUGCCGCACCCCUGGGAGUCACCCCGGCAGCCACACACCCAAGUCUCUCAGCCUCCUCACUCAGGAGAAGAAGUUUGCUGUGAUCCGCACACCGCCCAAGUCGCCCUCUACCACACCCAAGCAGCUGCGCGUCCUCAACCAGCCCCUGCCUGACCUGAAGAACAUCAAGUCCAAGAUCGGCUCCACAGACAACAUGAAGUACCAGCCCAAAGGUGGACAGGUCUUCAUUCCAAGUGUUAAACUGGACUUUAGCCAUGUCCAAUCUAAGUGUGGCUCCCUGGACAAAAUCCAGUACGCACCCACCGGGGGAAACGUCCACAUUACCACCAAGAAGAUAGACCUGAGCCACAUCACCUCCAAAUGUGGAUCAAUGUCCAACAUCCGUCACCGACCAGGGGGUGGUAACGUGCGUAUUGAGAGUGUGAAACUGGACUUCAAGGACAAGGCCGAGGCCAAAGUGGGCUCACUGGCCAACGCCAGUCACACCCCCGGGGGAGGACAAAUCAUGAUCGAGAGCCACAAGCUGACGUUCCGUGACACGGCCAAGGCUCGCGUGGACCACGGGGCAGACGUUAUCACCCUGUCCCCAGGUGGCACCGAAGGUACAUCCCCCCACCGUCUCAGCAACGUGUCAUCCACGGGCAGCCUCAACCUCCUGGACUGCCCCCAGCUGUCCACACUGGCCCAGGACGUCACCAUGGCCCUGGCCAAGCAAGGCUUAUGAGCCUCCUGCCUCCUCCAUCGCCCCUGGUUCCUGAUUCUCCAUCGCCCCUGGUUCCUGAUUCUCCAUCGCCCCCUGGUUCCUGAUUCUUCAUCGCCCCCUGGUUCCUGAUCCUCCAUCGCCCCCUGGUUCCUGGUCCUCCAUCGCCCCCUGGUUCCUGGUCCUCCAUCUCCCCCUGGUUCCUGGUCCUCCAUCUCCCCCUGGUUCCUGGUCCUCCAUCUCCCCCUGGUUCCUGGUCCUCCAUCUCCCCCUGGUUCCUGGUCCUCCACAUCCCCCUGUUUCCUGGUCCUCCAUCUCCCCCUGGUUCCUGGUCCUCCAUCUCCCCCUGGUUCCUGGUCCUCCAUCUCCCCCUGGUUCCUGGUCCUCCAUCUCCCCCUGGUUCCUGGUCCUCCAUCUACCCCUGGUUCCUGGUCCUCCAUCUCCCCCUGGUUCCUGGUCCUCCAUCUCCCCCUGGUUCCUGGUCCUCCAUCUCCCCCUGGUUCCUGGUCCUCCAUCGCCCCUCGGACCUCCUGGAUCCCUUGGACCUCUUCGUCUUAACAUCCCCCUUCAACAUUUCUCCGUCGGCCCUCCACUGCAACAACCCUUCGCCGUUGUCCCCCAAGAUAAGAAACCAGAUGACUGUGAUCAGAGUACCACUCCCCCUCGCGCUCCUCCAUAGGAAAACAUGCUAUUUAAACUACCACCACCAGGGGGAUUUUAAUGACUGACUCUAGGAUGUUUGUUCUUCUUCUUUCUGUUCUAAGGGAUGUGCUCGACUCUGCUAGGGUGUGUUGUGUUGUUAUUUUGGCUUCUUUUCAUUACAUGUUGAACUUUCUUUGGGACAUUACUGUAGAUGGCCAGUGUGCUAGCUAGCUAAGGCAUUGAAACAGGUACAGGGAUAGUGUUGAUAGGGUAUUAUCGGUUAUCUAAGACUUUACAGUGAUUCUUAUUGUGUGGCAAUGAUCUCAAAGACAUUCCAUUUGGCCUAGGAUAUUAAGCAGUCCAGCCUGGUUUCAUUCCCAACAUACACUAUAUAUACAAAAGUAUGUGGACACCCCUUCAAGUUGGUGGAUUCGGCUAUUUCAGCCACACCCGUUGCUGACAGGUGUAUAAAAUUGAGCACACAGCCAUGCAAUCUCCAUAGACAAACAUUGGCAGUAGAAUGGCCUUACUGAAGAGCUUAGUGGCUUAUAACAUGGCACCGUCAUAGGAUGACACCUUUCCAACAAGUCAGUUUGUCAAAUUUCUGCCCUGCCAGAGCUGCCCCGGGCAAUUGUAAGAGCUGUUAUUGUAAAGUGGAAACGUCUAGAAGCAACAACGUCUCAGCCGCGAAGUGGUAGACCACACAAGCGCACAGAACAGGACCACCAAGUGCUGAAGAGCGUAGUGUGUAAAAAUCGUCUGUCCUCAAAUGCAACACUCACUACUGAGUUCCAAACUUUCUCUAGGAGCAACUUCAGCACAAGAACUGUUCGUCGGGGGCUUAAUGAAAUGGGUUUCCAUGGCCGAGCAACCGCACACAAGCCUACGAUCACCAUGUACAAUGCCAAAAGUCUGCUGGAGUGGUGUAAAGCUCGCUGCCAUUGGACUCUAGAGCAGUGGAAAUACGUUCUCUGGAGUGAUGAAUCAUGCUUCACCAUCUGGCAGUCCAACGGGAGUAUCUGGGUUUGGCAGAUGCCAGGAGAACGCUACCUUCCUCAAUGCAUAGUGCCAGCUGUAAAGUUUGGUGGAGGAGGAAUAAUGGUCUGGGGCUGUUUUUCAUGGUUCGGUCUAGGCCCCUUAGUUUCAGUGAAGGGAAAUCAUAACACUACAGCAUACAGUGACAUUCUUGACGAUUCUGUGUCCAACUUUGUGGCAACAGUUUGGGGAAGACCCUUUCCUGUUUCACCAUGACAAUGCCCCUGUGCACAAAGCCAGGUCCAUACAGAAAUAGUUUGUUGAGAUCGGUGUGGAAGAACUUGACUGGUCUGCACAGAGCCCUGACUUCAACCCCAUCGAACACCUUUGGGAUGAAUUGGAACGCCAACUGCGAGCCAGGCCUAAUCACCCAAAAUCAGUGCCUGGCCUCACUAAUGCUCGUGGCUGAAUGGAAGAAAGUCCCUGCAGCAAUGUACCAACAUCUAGUAGAAAGCCUUCACAGAAGAGUGGCUGACUGUUAUAGUGGCAAAGGGGGGACCAGAUCUAGAUUUGGGUAUGUCAUUUUAGGUGAACAUUUAAAAAAAGAGGUUAAUGCCCAUGAUUUUGGAAUGAGAUGUUCGAUGAGCAGCUGUCCACAUACUUUUGACCAUGCAGUGUAUCUGAUCCAGUAUCCCAGGUCCUGUAUGUGUCUCGUAGACAGGAGACUGUUACGUUUGUGAACAACAAUUCAUCUACAACACAACACAAUUCAAUACAAAACGUUACAACUGUAACGGUAAGAAAUGGCUGUUCAGACAAGCUUGUUUCAAUUCAUUGGCAGAAAAUGUGAUGUUUUCUUUUAGAAUUGAUUUUGUUUUAGUCAUGUGACUGUAUGACUUCAUGAUGUCAUUUUCUGAAUUAUUGGACAAAAUGUGGUUUUGUUGAGUUUGUUUUAUCUGAUUAAUAAUGCAAAUGGUAGUGUUGAUGUCACGGUGGCUGAACUAGCUUGGCACAUGCUGUGGCUACACAUUGCAGUCAUGUCAAGUUACAAUGCUAUAAAACCCUCGCUUUCCAAUAGACCUCUUCCACAAGCCAUCAGGCUGCUUUUCUGCUUCAGUGAUGUGAGCAUUCAUUUUACAUACAGUAGCUCUGUGAUUUUCACCAAACAGUCGCUAUUAUGCUGACGUGACAAAAGCCAGUGAGUGACCUAAUAGCACCGAGUUAUAGACAUAAAAGAUCUAGAGAGUGAACACUGUAGCUAGGGACUAUACUGUGUCUAGUCAGUGAACACAGUCUAUAACUGCUUUGUACCAGCCUUAGACUAAUACGUUUGCUUCCAAUAAGCCUUUCUCCUACGUUUAGAGUAGCAAGAACAUGGACCUUGAAUGAGCUAAGGGCCUGCAGUCGCUUGUGUAACUACGCAGAAAGUGUCUGAAGCUUUAUAUUUAAAUAAACAUUCCAUGAAAAAUAGCAGCUAUGGUGUACACUGUGAAAAUGUCCCAGUCGGAUCGUACGGACGGGACUUUCUGAGGAAAGAAGGUUGAAGUAAUGAAGGGACGUAGUGGAAGGAAAAGGAAGUCAUUCUCAACUUGUACGUGUUUGAUAAAAAUGUUCUAGCUUACUUUUAUCUGUCACCAUUUGUGAUUCCCUCCCUCCUACCCCCAAUUUCCAGAUGUUGGUUACCCUUCAGUGUUUUUCUCAAACCCCUUCUUCCCUCUUCCUCCCCCUCCCACAACACUUUGCCUGUUUUAAGUGUAUUUAAAGAGACCAUGUAGAUGUGCACACUUUACAAUGUUUGAAACAAUGCUGUUGACAAAACACUCCUACAUAAUAAUCACAGGAAUAAAAUAAUAAAAUGAACUAAAUACAUUCGUUUGAAACAUUUUCUGGGUCUUCCCAAAUAUAAUGAGCUGUUUUUAAAAUG